Messenger RNA from Thalassophryne amazonica, 3697 nucleotides. It is a transcript of the gene jakmip1, whose product is annotated as janus kinase and microtubule interacting protein 1. NCBI's taxonomy places the organism in Eukaryota, Metazoa, Chordata, Actinopteri, Batrachoidiformes, Batrachoididae. The record is from RefSeq and is a predicted model, not a curated record. The coding region runs from base 414 to 2969 and encodes 851 amino acids. Gene Ontology annotation, molecular function: GABA receptor binding; microtubule binding; kinase binding. The transcript is spliced from 24 exons.
AAACGUACCGGAGCAGAUGACGUCACGUGUAUGUGUGUGGGCGGGCGUGAAGGAAAACCAAAUGUACGCGCGAGAGGAAAGAGGAGCAGAAUUCGAAUGGAAAUCCUGUUUCGGGUGUAAAAUCUGAGGACGAAAGUUAGUGAAGGCUUCGCAGCGAGCGGACGGACGUUCAGACGAGCGCGGCGCUCAGCUCGCUUCCUUCCUGGAUGUGAAAAUUACACAGAAGCGAUUCGACGUUCGGCCAAUGAACCUCCAUUACAGACACAUUCUCCAGCAUCCAGCAAUGAUGUAGACUUGAGGUCAACCAUGAUGGUUAAGCGCUGGGGAAGAUUUGCAGGGAGGAGUGACUGACACUCUCCUCCUUCACACCGCGCUUUGCACUCUGUCCGUCCUCAUUGUGUGGCCAGAGUGUGAUGUCAUCAACCACACCCUCUGCAGCCCCACCCUUGAAAAAGGGAAGGAAGCCAGAAAAAACAGAGGUGAUGGCUGAUUCGGUGCAGGCCACCAACGAGGAGCUGAGGAGCAAACUCAUGGACGUCCAGAUUGAACUGCAGCAGGAGAGGGGCAAGGUGUGCAAGCUUCGUGAGAGACUCCAAGAGCAGCGACAGGCCCGGGAGCUUGAGCAACAUAAGCAUGCUGUAGCACUCACUGACCUACGGGCCAAACUCCAUGAAGAGAAGUUACGAGAGAUCGCGGCUGCCCGUGAGUCCCUGGCGAGGCAGCAUGAAGCUGAGCUAGCUCGAGCCAUAAAAAUCAGAGACACUGAGGUGCAGAGGCUCCAGGGUUUGGUCAGUGCUCUCAGGGAUGGGGCAGCUGACAAACUCAAAAAUGCUCUUCUCGGAGAGGCCCGUGAGGAGGCCAGGAGGGCUUUCGAUGGGGAAAGGCUAAAGCUACAACAGGAGAUUCAGGAGCAGAAGACCGCUAGGAAGCAGGCUGAGGAAGCACUGGCCAAUGCUCUGCAGGCAGACAAAGCCAAGGCAGCUGAUCUCCGUACAGCCUACCAACAACACCAAGAUGAGGUGCAUCGCAUCAAACGGGACUGUGAAAAAGACAUCCGACGUCUGAUGGAUGAAAUAAAGGCAAAGGACCGGGUUGUGUGCACCCUGGAGAGGGAGCUUGGAGUGCAGGCUGGUUAUGCUCAGAAGCUGCAGCUCCAGAAGGAAGCUCUGGACGAGCAGCUCGGCCAGGUACGAGAGGCUGAGCGACACAACCACGGAAGCCCCAAGAGAGAGGUGGUACCUGGGCUAGGGGACAGUCCAGACCUGCUCACCAAUCAGGAAGCAGAGGAGCGUGACUUGAGGAGGUUCCAGCUGAAGAUAGCGGAGCUCCACUCAGUCAUCAGGAAACUGGAGGACAGGAAUGCACUGCUGGCUGACGAGAGGAACGAACUACUGAAGCGGGUGCGAGAAGCAGAGAGCCAGAUGAAGCCCAUGUUUGAGAAGAAUAAGCGCCUGUCCAAGAAGAAUGAUGACCUCCUGCAAACUUUGCAACGCAUGGAGGAGAAACUUAAGAGCCUGAGUCGAGAUAAUGCAGAGAUGAAGGAGAGGGUGGCAUCCUCACGGCCACCAUCACAGCAGCAAUCCAAUCCACCUCAGCUGAAGCGACCAAUCUCCCUGACAGAUCUAAGCCAUGCCCAUGAGGAACAGGAGGUGGAGUUCCUCAAGCUGCAGGUUGUCGAACAACGUGGCAUCAUUGAUGAGCUCACACAGGAGCGGGACCGACUGGUGAUGUGCAAAAAGAACAGGAGGAAACCUCUCAAACUGUCUAAAAGGCAUGUUGUGGAGACAUAUUUUGGAUUUGAUGAGGAGUCAAUUGACUCUGAGACUUCCUCUCUAACUUCUUACAACACUGACCUGACUGACCGCACCCCUGCUACUCCAGAGGAAGAUCUGGAGGAGACCGUUUCCCGUGAGGAGUCAGAGCUCCGUUUCCGUCAGCUAACCAGGGAGUACCAGGCUCUCCAGCGGGCCUAUGCUCUCCUGCAAGAACAGACAGGUGGCUCUUUGGAUGCUGAGAGGGAGGCCAGGACACGUGAGCAGCUACAGGCGGAGCUUAGCAGCUGCCAGUCAAAGAUCAUCGACCUGGAGAAGGCCCUGACUGAAAAAGGACAGGACUCAAAAUGGGUUGAAGAUAAACAAUACUUGCUCAAGGCCAACCAGGAGCUUCAUGAAAAGCUGUGUGCAUUGCAGCAGAAUGAGUCACGACUGCAGGCAGAAGUUCAGGAUGCACGGGACCAGAACGAGCUGCUGGAAUUCAGAGUAUUGGAACUGGAAGAGAGGGAGCGCAGAUCGCCUGCCCUCAAUCUUCACAUGUCUGUCUUCCCUGAGAACAGCAGUAGUGCUCUGCAGAUCUACUGCCACCAGCAGGGGGUUAAGGAUGUAGUCAUUCCUGACCUAAUGAAGAAACUUGACAUCCUGGGAGAUAAUGGGAAUCUCCGAAAUGAAGAGCAGGUAGCAGUGAUCCAGGCGGGAACUGUGAUUUCCUUAUGUGAAAAGUGGCUGAAGCAGAUAGACAGUACAGAGGCUGCCCUCACACAGAAGAUGAUUGACCUGGAAAAUGACAAGGAGUUGUUCAGUAAGCAGAAGGGAUUCCUUGAGGAGGAGUUGGACUACAGGAAGCAGGCGUUGGACCAGGCCUACAUGAGGAUCGAGGAGCUGGAGGCCACUCUGUAUAGCGCUCUGCAGCAGGAGCAGCCGGCGUGCCAGGCGGUGGCUGAGUCGCUGACAGACAGGCAGAGGGAGGAGCUGAGGCUUGCCGUGGACAAGCUGCGGCGUCAGAUUCUCCGGCAGAGCCGGCAGUAUGACAGUCAGAUCUUACAGGAGCGCAUGGAGCUCCUACAGCAGGCCCAGCAGAGAAUUAGGGAACUGGAGGACAGGAUUGACUUGCAAAGGAGACAAAUAAAAGAAAUUGAGGAAAAGUUUUUGUUCCUCUUUUUGUUUUUCUCUUUAGCUUUUAUUCUUUGGCCUUAAUGAAAGUGACCAUGGACUGACAUCAGGUUUUAAGGUGUUGUGGCACCAUGUGAGAUGGAAGACACAAAAAUGUGGAGUGUUUUUUUUUUUUUUUUUUUUUUUUUUUUUUUUAUCCAUUUAUAGACAGUUUAUGAAACCCUAUGGCCUUUUGAUAAUUGUGCACUUUUUGCGAAAGACUAACUUGGAAUUCAAGUAUAUUCGAAGAUUUAAUAAAUAACCAGAUACACAAGAUUCAAAAGAAUUUUUUUUAACUUGAUGUGGAAAACACACUUUUAACUCAUCUGUGAGUUAGAAACACUUGGAUUUUUUUUUGGGGGGGGACUCUGAAGCAAUGGAUAAUUUAAGGAGACGAGCCACGGCCUUGUGCAAUCACAGAGGGAGUGAUACAGGGAGAAGAGGAGGAGUAAAAGGAGCGCGCUGAGUCAAAGUGUGAACACACUGCCUGGAUGUGGUGAAGUUUCUGGCAAAGUCCAAUAACUGUGGGGUUUCUAAGGAGACAACAGUGCAAAUGUGGUCAAGGAGCUAGAAGUCACUGGGGAGCUGUUGCUAACACCGAGACGACGACACCACACUGGGGCAGACAUGUCAGGCUGAUGUCACCAGUUGCUGUGCUGUGAGUAAAAGUUGUUUGGUGAGCACAAAGUAACCAGUGGAGAAUCAAAUGCCCUCAGCAGUACCGGAAGCAGUUUGGUGACCAUGGUAACAGACUCAUUGGGAACAGAGCCAGA